UUUGUUUUAGCCUAUUAUGGUUACUGCUUCUUCUUCUUCUUCACCUGAAGAUGAUGCUAAACGUGAGAAAUUAGUUGGACAAGUUCGUACAUCAGUUAUCAUAUUCUGGAUUUUAUCUAUUGUAUUUUUAAUCAUAGGUAUAACAGUAUUGUCAAUGUAUCAUAAUUUAAAUGAUUCAUCUCAAUACGCCGGUACUAUAGCUGGAACAUUUUUCCUAGUUUUCAGUAUACCAUUGAUCGUAUGCAGCGGGUUUUUAACUAGUGCGCUAUUAAUUAUUCAAGAAUCAAUUCAAGAUGAACGGGAUUAUCGAUGUCGUGAUCCGGAAUUCUAUAAAGAUAUUCCAUAUCCACGUCAACCAUUUAAACCAGUACCAACAACAUCACAAUUGCGUACUCCAUAUCCUUCUGCACCUGUCCCGCAAUUUGACCAUGUUUCAAGGUCUUUUCGUCAUCAUCAUCAGCCGCCGCCGCCGCCGCCACCACCACCCCCACCAAUUCCAUACAGCAUAUCAAACCCGCCUAGUUAUCAUUCAGCAGUUGGUUUGAAUGACUAACUGAUCAAAUUGUUUGUGAUGAAGGAACAAAUAAAUAUCCAGACAAUGAUCUGUAACACCAAAAAAAAAUUCAAACCGCCCCAUCAAAAUAAUCAAAAUCACCAACGAUAGCAAGAAUAGAGAUGCAUGUGUGUGUGUGUGCACGCGCGUGUGAGAAAUGGAGACAAUGAACUUUUAUUCAUAUAUAUAUAUAUAUAUACAAAUGGACUACUUUCAUUCAUAACUUGUAGAUCAGUCAAUUUGUUUUUUGUAAUAAUGAUAUAACAUGAAUUUCUAACGAAUUCUUCUUUUUUUUUGAAGAGAAAAGAAUUCAGCUUCUUUUUUUAUAUUGUAUUGUACAAGUGAUUAUAGGUAUUUAUAUACAUACAUACAUAUAUUGUAUCUUUGCUUAAUAAAAACUCAGUUGUCGCAAUUUCAUUGUUUCAUGGGGGAUGAAGUAUGCAUGGUAUUUUAGUAAAGUGCUCAGCUUUUUUUCUGAAUCGUUUCUUUUCAUUGUUAAAAAUGUACGUUUUUUUUUAUUCUGAAGGGAGAAAUGCAACUGCCUUUUACACUGUAGUAGUACAGUCAACUUGUACAAUUUCGCGUUUGACCUAUGAUGUGUGAUUAUUCCAUGACCGAUCUAUCUGACAUGGUAAAAUCGUAAACAAAAAAAAUGUUUCAACUAAUGAAGUUUGUUUGUCAUCAUCACAAUAUGAUGGGUGGUUAUCCAUUCUGUGUAGAUGAAAUAGUCUGACAGUCCAUCGAACCGAUUGAUAGUGUUUUUAAGAAAAGAAAUUUGCCAUGGCCUUAUUAUCUUACAUAAGUGAUAGGUAUUAUCAGCAGUAGUACAUUGUAUAAUCUUGUUUUUAUAGCUUCCUGUUACAUUAUCUUUGAUCGUUUUUCCCUUUAUACAUCUUUACUAAUUUCAUCUAGUUCAUUGUGCCAAGCUCUGAGUUGAUAAACUGUUUUACGUGCCCUGGG
Molecule: messenger RNA, 1513 nt
Organism: Schistosoma turkestanicum
Lineage: Eukaryota; Metazoa; Platyhelminthes; Trematoda; Strigeidida; Schistosomatidae
Source: the annotation of a GenBank genome assembly